Actinia tenebrosa (Australian red waratah sea anemone) is the source of this 1085-nucleotide messenger RNA. Its product is annotated as transmembrane protein 101. NCBI's taxonomy places the organism in Eukaryota, Metazoa, Cnidaria, Anthozoa, Actiniaria, Actiniidae. The record is from RefSeq and is a predicted model, not a curated record. Gene Ontology annotation, biological process: positive regulation of canonical NF-kappaB signal transduction.
UUCAGUCUUGUGCUCGAGUCUUUCUUUUGUGCUUCAAAGUGAUCUUCUGAUCAUGGGAUUCUUUGAGAAAUUCGUCCUCCUAUCAGAUUUGAUAGGCUUUUUUCUUGUUACUCGCUAUCCUUAUUUUGAUUUGUUUUGCAUGCUGAUGAAACUAGGACGAUCUACCGAUAAAUAUGUAGGGACAAACAAGGCCUACACUCCAUCAACCAGCAUCUUUUCGAUGGAAAUGUUGAGAGAGAACUUCGAUGUGUACCUCCACGGUUCAAUCUAUUUUGUCUGUGCUACGGGAAUGACUUUGGAUAUAGGCAGAAGAAAUUGCGGUUUAGUUUCUGCUUUUCACAUAGUUUACUUGGCUAUCUCAACUUGCUUUGAAAACAAGCAAUAUUGGUCAGAGUUCAUGAUGGUAAAAGUAGUUGCAAGAGCAGUUGCUGUUGUUGCUUGUUACUUGUUCAUUGCUGGAGGCCUUACUGACAGUAGGCGUGGCUUAGCAAAGGUGUCCAACUUUCUUCAAAUUGGUCGGCAACUCCUGGCACUUUAUCUGUUCUACCUUGCAUACAUGUUGUGGAUCAAUAGAGAAGAUCGUAUUGCCUUAGUCAAGCAUAUUCCUGGUGGAAUCAUCAUGUUAAUAGUAGUAGUAGUCAUUUAUGUUGGUUGUGGUUUGUGUAUUUAUGGUGGAUAUGAGGCAGGGUAUUUUGGUAAACUAGCAACUUGGCAGCUACUUAUAAUUACAUUGUUAUCAGAUUUAGACACUAAGUUCUGGUAUAAAGCAAAUGAUCGUAUUGAUCAUUGGACACAGAUACAGUUAGCUUCUAGACAUUUUGCUGUUAUGGGAGGGCUUAUUUUGUUAGGUAGAAAGCGUCAUUGGUAAGCAUCAUUGGAACUGUUUUUGAAGUCUGAGAAUUGCUACACUAUGUACUCGUACUUUAUUCGAGGGAUUUUCUCAUGGUUCUCAUCUUUUUACAAAACCUAACAAACUAAAUUCCAAUUAAUCAUCGAGUUAGCCGUACCCUGACUUUGAUCAGGAGUGUUGCUCAGCCCAGAGGUUGUUUCAGGGUUUGAUCUGAGUUAGCCAUGCCCUGACUUUG